Botrytis fragariae is the source of this 4701-nucleotide messenger RNA. RefSeq names its product putative h k atpase alpha protein. Gene Ontology annotation, biological process: potassium ion import across plasma membrane; intracellular sodium ion homeostasis; intracellular potassium ion homeostasis. Gene Ontology annotation, cellular component: membrane. The coding region runs from base 1 to 4701 and encodes 1566 amino acids. NCBI's taxonomy places the organism in Eukaryota, Fungi, Ascomycota, Leotiomycetes, Helotiales, Sclerotiniaceae. Gene Ontology annotation, molecular function: ATP hydrolysis activity; P-type sodium:potassium-exchanging transporter activity; ATP binding. The record is from RefSeq and is a predicted model, not a curated record. The transcript has 8 exons.
AUGGACGAAAAAUCUGCGCCUACCUCACUCGAGGAUCGCGACGAUGAAAUCUUUCACGUCCAACCUAGACCCGAAGUCCGAAUCAGAUUCGGCGCACAAGAUGAAGAGGCGGGCAGACAAAUAAACACGCUCCCUAGAAUGACCCGGACAGCCACAAAUAACUCGCAGCUAUCAACCACAAGCUCAAGGCGCCGCAGAGUUUCCAUCGAUCCAGCAACUGCUCUGCCAAUUACUUACCGCACGGUAUCUUUUGCCAUUGAAGAAACUAAAGAAAAACAGCGAAUCGAUGCAGAUCGUGCAAAGAAGGGCGCUGCAGCUGAGCUUGGUGAUUUGGAGUGGCAUACUUUGUCGACAGACGAUGUUGUAAAUCGGUUAGAAACAUCACUCGCUCAAGGUCUGUUAAAAGAACAGGUUGAGGUCAAGACAAAAGAGUUUGGAAAGAACAUGCCUUCGAAGCCACCUUCAAACUUAUUCUCGAGGGUCUUCGGAUAUCUAUUCGGUGGAUUCGGAUCCGUGUUGCUGAUUGGUGGUAUUUUGGUCACCAUCACCUAUGAACCACUAGGAAAACCAAAUCCGGCACAGGCUAAUCUUGCUCUUGCAAUUGUCCUCUAUGCUGUCUUCGUCAUCCAAGCCCUAUUCAAUGCAUGGCAGGAUUGGUCGUCGUCUCGGACGAUGGCAUCUAUCUCCGGUAUGCUUCCCGACGACUGCUUUGUCCUUCGCAAUGGCAAUCGCGAAGAACUUGCUGCAGUUGAUCUAGUUCCCGGUGAUAUACUUUACAUAAAGGCCGGUAACAAGCUACCUGCAGAUGUUCGGUUCGUUGAAAUAUCAUCCGAUGCUAAAUUUGAUCGCUCCAUCUUGACUGGCGAAUCACAACCUAUUGCCGGUUCAGUCGAAAAUACAGAUCUCAAUUAUCUGGAAACGCAUAACAUUGGUAUGCAGGGAACUCAUUGCAUCUCCGGGAGCGCGAUAGGAGUCACUGUGAGCACAGGAGAUAAGACUGUCUUCGGCAAGAUUGCUAAAUUGACCAAUACGCCGAAGACAGGCAUGACGACACUGCAAAAGGAGAUAUUGAGGUUUAUCAUAAUCAUUUGUUCCAUCAUGAUAUUUUUCAAUAUAGUUGUCAUUGUCUGUUGGUCUGCGUGGUUAAAGCAUUCUCACCCUGACUGGAUUUCCACUGCCGGAUUGAUUAUUGACAUUGUAACAGUGGCAGUGGCAUUUAUUCCUGAGGGUUUACCCAUCGCACUAACCGCUUCCCUGACCAUCACGGCGAAUAUCAUGAAGAGCAAUCAAGUCUUAUGCAAAUCCCUAAAGACUGUCGAAACAUUGGGAGCUGUAUCAGUCAUUUGCUCGGAUAAGACCGGAACAUUAACAAAGAACAAGAUGUUUGCAACCGAGUGUUCAAUCGCAGAAAAAACAAUGACACCUGAGCAAGCUGUUGAAUUCCAAAAUCUCAAUGGCAAGACUAUCAACUCCGUAGCUCAAUUGCGAUCCCUGGCAUGUUUAUGCAAUGCUGGCGAGUUCGAUGCUGCUACGCUCAAUUUGCCUCUCGCGGAAAGGAAAAUCGCGGGAGAUGCGACAGAUCAAGCAGUUCUCCGGCUAUCAGAAACAUUUGGAGAGGUUCGACAGUUGCAUACGUUAUGGAGGAAGACUUUCGAACUAGCAUUCAACAGCAAGAACAAAUUCAUGAUUAGAACUCUAAGGCUGUCUGACCCCGAAGGCUUGAAACUUGCAGUAUCACCUGAGGAGCUAGCCGAAUGGAGAAAUGAGGAUCUUCUGAUGACCAUCAAAGGAGCCCCAGAUAUUCUAGUGGAGCGUUGCACUAAAUACGUUGGUGAAGAUGGGCAUGUGUACCCGUUAAAUUCGGAGAUGAAGACGUCUGUCGAAGAGAUAAAAAAUAGAUGGUCAACUCAAGGAAAGAGGGUAAUUCUACUUGCAAGAAAAGUGCUCCCAGGCCACCAAAAACAACAUAGGCCUGAAAACAACACUUUCGAGGCCGAGAUCAUGCGACAGGCUGGCAGCGAUUUGACUUUAGUGGGACUUGUUGGCAUCGUUGACCCUCCCCGAGAUGAAAUUCUGGAGGUAGUCAAGGUUCUAAGGAGAGCUGGUAUCCGAAUUUUCAUGGUCACUGGUGAUUUCAAACUCACAGCUCAAGCUAUUGCUAUUGAAUGUGGGAUUAUUACUACCCCUUCUGAGAUGAUUCACGAUGUUUCUAAACUCAGCAGAAAUGGUAUAGAGACCCCAAAAAGUAUUUCAAGUGGUGUCAUAUCUGAGAAAGACGUGGACUCUAAGCACGGAGAUGCGAGGUCGAUAGCUCUGAGCGGUCCGGAUUUGAUGAGUUUGAACGAUAAUCAAUGGGAUCAACUUUGUCAAUAUGAAGAGAUUGUUUUCGCACGUACUACUCCUGAGCAAAAGCUACGCAUCGUUAAAGAAUUUCAAAAACGUGAAAAUAUCGUAGGUAUGACGGGCGACGGAGUCAACGAUGCCCCAUCUCUUAAGGCCGCCGACAUUGGUAUCGCUCUCGGAAGUGGCUCAGAUAUUGCCAUUGAGGCUGCCGAUAUGGUCCUUCUCGAUUCCUUCGGUGCCGUUGUCGAAGCCGUCAAAUAUGGACGUGUAGUCUUUGACAACCUCAAGAAAACUAUUAUUUACCUCCUUCCCGCAGGAACCUUUUGCGAAUUCCUCCCCAUCAUUACCAACGUCAUUCUAGGUCUUCCUCAAAUCCUGAGCUCUUUCCUCAUGAUUAUGAUUUGUUGUCUCACAGAUUGUGCCGGUGCCACAGUUCUUGCUUAUGAACAACCGGAAGCCGAUGUACUUUUGAGGAAACCAAGAGAUGUUAAGAAAGAUAAGCUGGUUGAUUGGAAAUUGUUGUUUCAUGCUUACAUCUUUCUGGGUGUGCAAGAGGCUAUUGCGUCGUUUGCGAUGGCUUAUUGGUAUUGUCAACGGAGAGGAGUCACAUUUUCGAUAUUGUGGUUGGGCUAUGGAAAGUAUCCGCCUCAUUUGAGUGAUGCAUAUGUUCAGCAAGUGUUGGCUGUGGCUAGUAGUAUUUAUUUUGUCAAUUUGGUUAUCAUGCAGUGGUUUAAUUUGAUGGCAACUCGUACCCGUCGCCUCUCAAUUUUCCAACAACCACCUGCAUUCAAUAAAGCAACACAAAAUCUCUGGCUAUUCCCGGCAAUACUUUUCGCCCUCGUCGUUAUAUUCAUAUUCCUCUACAUACCAGGAUUGGCGUCUGCAAUCAACAGUAGCCCAAUUCCAGUGGAGUAUUUCUUCUUGCCGUUGGCUUUCGUUCGAUUCCUCGAUCUCAUCAAACCCUUCUCGCCGUUCCUCCCUGAGGUUCAGCAACCCGAGACAAAGGUCCCAUUCAACCAAAAGUUGAUGUGGACGGGUUUGACAUUAUUGAUAUUCUUGGUUAUGAGCCAAAUGCCAUUGUAUGGUAUUGUGUCCUCAGAUACCUCCGAUCCUUUAUACUGGUUGAGAAUGAUGUUGGCAAGUAACAGAGGUACCUUGAUGGAAUUGGGUAUUACACCAAUUAUCUCCUCCGGAAUGGUUUUCCAACUUCUUGCUGGUACCCAUUUGAUUGAUGUUGAUCUUGACUUGAAGGCUGAUCGCGAGUUAUAUCAAACCGCGCAAAAGCUCUUCGCUAUUAUCUUGUCAAUGGGUCAAGCUACUGUUUAUGUCUUCACUGGAUUGUACGGUCAACCAUCUGAUCUCGGUGCUGGUGUCGUCUGCCUUCUCAUCCUUCAAUUGGUUGUUGCUGGUUUGAUUGUCAUUCUCCUUGAUGAGCUCCUCCAGAAGGGAUACGGUCUUGGAAGUGGUAUCUCUCUCUUCAUCGCUACCAACAUCUGCGAGUCUAUCAUCUGGAAAGCAUUUUCUCCCACUACCAUCAACACCGGUCGUGGCCCAGAAUUCGAAGGUGCCGUUAUCGCACUCUUCCACUUGCUUUUGACAUGGCCAAACAAGCAACGUGCUCUCCAAGAGGCUUUCUAUAGGCAACAACUCCCCAACAUCAUGAACCUUUUGGCUACAAUCGUCGUUUUCGCAACCGUUAUCUACCUCCAAGGUUUCCGCGUUGAGAUCCCAGUCAAAUCUUCCCGCCAACGUGGUGCUCGUGGUUCUUACCCAGUCCGUCUUUUCUACACCUCCAACAUGCCAAUUAUGCUUCAAUCCGCCCUCUCUUCCAACGUCUUCCUUAUCUCCCAAAUGUUGUACUCCCGCUUUUCCGAGAACUUGCUUGUCCAACUUUUCGGUGUUUGGGAGGCAAAGGAGGGUUCAGCACAACUUUUCGCUACAUCCGGUAUCGCAUACUACAUGUCCCCACCUUUGAACUUCACCGAUGCUCUUCUCGACCCAAUCCACACUGCCGUCUACAUUGUUUACAUGCUUGUCGCAUGUGCCAUCUUCUCCAAGACUUGGAUUGAGGUUUCCGGUUCCGGCCCAAGAGACGUUGCUAAGCAACUCAAGGAUCAAGGACUUGUCAUGGCUGGUCACAGAGAACAAAGCAUGUACAAGGAGUUGAAGCGCAUUAUUCCAACUGCUGCCGCAUUUGGUGGUGCUUGUAUUGGUGCCCUCUCUGUUGGUAGUGAUUUGAUGGGAGCUCUCGGCUCUGGCACUGGUAUUUUGUUGGCUGUCACUAUUAUCUACGGAUACUUUGAAAUCGCCGCAAAGGAGGGUGAUAUGGCCGGCAUGAAGGGCAUGAUCAUGGGAUAA